AUGUUUUGAAGGUUCAAAGGGUGAAAUUAAAAUAGCAUUUUUAGCAAUAGGGAAAUAGAGAGAAAUUCAAUGCUAACGUUUCGCAAGGUGUUUACCAUUUAUUUUUGAUUAUACGAAUAUUUGAUACGUUGCAUCGGAGCGUUUUGCGUUUUCGUUUUGUCUUGUUUUUUACCGACGGAAUUGAACUACCUAAUGGAGUUUAGUUACUUGUAAAUCUCGCGUCUAUCGUCUCUAUACUUAUCGUAAAUCACUAAUCAGAAUCGGUAGUAGUGUGUCGUCGAGGACAUUUUCAUCGUUUUCCAUCCGAAGCGCUUUAUAUUUUUCGCAUUCCCAUUCGCAGCCGCAAUAUGUAUAAAAGUGUUCGUUUCGUUUGCAACGAGAAAUUGGCGUUAUCCCGUUGGCUGUACGCUAUUGAAAGAAGAAAAUUCUCAUCUACCGCACGAAAUAAUGUCAAAGUUGCGGUGUGCGGAGCGAGCGGUGGCAUCGGACAACCUUUGUCUCUACUACUCAAGCAGUCUCCAUUGGUCACGGAAUUAUCUUUGUACGAUAUCGUGAAUACACCGGGCGUUGCUGCCGACAUAAGUCACAUCAAUACCAACGCCAAAGUGAAGGCUUUCAACGGACCCGAUCAACUGCCGGACGCUGUAAAAGGAGUCGAUGUCGUCAUAAUUCCUGCCGGUGUACCCAGAAAGCCUGGUAUGACUCGAGAUGAUUUGUUCAAUACAAACGCUUCGAUCGUAAGAGACCUCGUACAAGCGGUCGGACGUAAUUCGCCCAAGGCUCUGAUCGGUAUCAUUUCGAAUCCGGUCAACAGUACGGUGCCCAUUGCAGCGGAAACUUUGAAAAAAUUGAACGUUUACGAUCCGAAAAGAUUGUUUGGUGUUACUACUUUAGAUAUUGUGCGUGCGAAUACAUUCAUCGCCGAAGCCAAAAAUUUAGACGCGACGGCUGUCAACGUGCCGGUGAUCGGUGGACAUUCCGGCGUUACCAUAAUUCCGUUAAUUUCGCAAGCCAAGCCGAACGUUUCGUUUCCGGACAAUCAAUUGGAGGCGCUCACUCAAAGGAUACAGGAAGCCGGCACGGAAGUUGUGAAAGCUAAAGCCGGAACCGGAUCGGCGACAUUGUCGAUGGCCUAUGCCGGCGCCAGAUUCGCUGUCUCACUAUGCCGAGCUCUGAACGGCGAACCGAACAUUAUCGAAUGCUGCUACGUCGAAUCGAACGUUACCGAUGCCAAAUUUUUCUCGACACCUAUUUUAUUGGGAAAAAAUGGCGUCGAAAGUAACCUAGGCAUUGGUAAAUUGUCCGCUUACGAGCAGCAGCUUUUGAAAGCUGCCCUUCCCGAGUUGCAAAAGAACAUCCAGAAAGGCGUCGAUUUCGUCAACAAAUAAUUAAUCGAACCAUCCGUCGAGUACUACAUUUUCCUCAACUGCUCAUAAUAAUGGUUAACCUAAAUUCUACACGCGCUACUUUAUUCUUCUGCCGGGCGAGCUCCGAGACGCGCGUGUGGUCGUAUUUAUCAAGUUACUAAUGCAACGCGUGCAACUGUUGACUAUUCGCGUUUAUAACUUUCAUUGUGAUUUUUGUGCAGUAUUCUUCAUUUAAUCGCAUCUAGAUAAUCAUCAUUUUCGCGUAGAUUUUCCAGUGUAAUAAUAAAUUACACGUAUUAUAGCGUUGUUAGUUGAAAAAUAAAAUCAUAUAGAAAAAUCAUAACUACAUAGACAUACAUAGAUACGUACAUUAUGCGCUCCAAAUUCAAAUGUGUCAUGCCGAUGAAAACAACGACCGUCAUCGUCAUCGACUCAUCGUUAACCAUUUUUCCAUUCGUCACAAUGCGUUUACAUUUUGUUACCCAAGUUGCGCCGCGUUAAUAUACCUACCUACCUACCUACCUACAUAAUUAUGUAUUACGUUUGAUUUCCAUUCGGUCGUUCUUCGUUCCCAGAGAGCGAUCAACGAUCCGAUUCGCUCCGAGUUCUUUUUUUCUUUAAUUAAUUUUUUUUGUUUUUUUUUCGUCCAUUAUUUAUUAGCAGAUUUUAGUAACGCGAGUUACGUAUGUAUCAUUUCGUAUGAAAUAUAAUAUAAUAUCGUGAAAACUUGAA
Molecule: messenger RNA, 2099 nt
Organism: Planococcus citri (citrus mealybug)
Lineage: Eukaryota; Metazoa; Arthropoda; Insecta; Hemiptera; Pseudococcidae
Gene: Mdh2
Product: malate dehydrogenase 2
Exons: 7
Coding region: 348-1388 (346 amino acids)
Biological process (GO): tricarboxylic acid cycle; malate metabolic process
Cellular component (GO): cytoplasm; mitochondrion
Molecular function (GO): L-malate dehydrogenase (NAD+) activity
Source: RefSeq, a predicted model, not a curated record